UUUGUUUCAUAAGCUUUUGGGGGGGCUGUGUGAAGGGUUAGACGCCGAUUAUUGAGUUCGAGAAAGCUAUUGAGAGCUGUUGUUUGUAGCUGGGCUAGCUAGAGGAUGAUGGCUAGCUGACAGAUUACACAGAGCUAGUCAUUGUUUAAACAAAGGUUUCCAGUAACGUGAUUCACAAACAGAUCUAUAAUCACAGCGCGCUAGCUCCAGCUAGCUUAAAUUAGCCGGCUGUGUUCCAAAUGCUUAAAUAGGGUGCUUAACUACUGCAUGAUAGACUUUACCCACAGCAGCCUUGUUGCUGUUUAUAGCUCACUAAAGCGCUUCGCAGUUGCGUGAAUAAAACACGUAGCUUUUUCUGAGAGGUGAAAUUUAUAGAAAGAAACAGAUAUGUAGUUGUAAAUCUCAGCAGCUUUCCCCCUCACCUUCACUAUGAGCUCAGUGGUAAACAGCAGAAAGACCUUUAUUGACACACAGCCAUGACUUUGUCCUUUGCGCUUUUGUUUACUUUCUCACCGUCAGCUGAAACAGCUCUCACAAUACAAAAGUGACCAACAUUGUGGAAGUCUUCUGAAGAUCACGUGUCUGAACCAUCUCCACAGGUGUAGUGAAAAGCAUUCAGUCAGCGGAGACAGAAGCUGAAACAUGUCUGCAGUAAAGACGGAAGAUUCAGCCAGUGGAGUGAGUGUGGUGAAUGGUGGAGGACCCGUGUACGAGGAUAAAGAGGAAAAUGACAAUGCCAGACCUGAAGAUCUCUCCGAGUUGCUGGCUGCAGGAACCAAACAAGUUCAUGAGCAAGCUGAGAACACGCAGUUUGUCAAAGAUUUCCUUCAUGGACGCAUACGCAAAGAACUCUUUAAGCUUGGAGCCGUGGCGCUCUACUACACCUAUUCAGCCAUGGAGGAAGAGAUUGAGAAAAACAAGGAUCACCCACACUUUGCACCUCUUUAUUUCCCCAACGAGCUUCACCGACAUGAGGCCUUGGCUCGGGAUCUCGAGUACUUCUAUGGUGAGGACUGGCAGAGUCAGAUCAGCUGCUCUCCUGCCACUCAGCGCUACGUGGAGCGCAUUCGUGAAAUCGGUCUUGAAGAUCCUGUGCUGCUGGUGGCUCAUGCAUACACGCGCUACAUGGGCGACCUCUCAGGGGGUCAGGUGUUGAAGAAAGUGGCCCAGCGUGCCCUCAAGCUGCCUCCUACUGGAGAGGGAGUCUUCUUCUAUCAGUUCGACAACAUCCACAACAACAAAGCUUUCAAGCAGCUGUACCGCAGCCGAAUGAAUGAGCUGGAGCUCGACGCCAGCACCAAGGACAGUCUUGUUCAGGAGGCUGUGCGGGCUUUCCAGUUCAACAUAGAGGUUUUCAAAGAGCUGGAGGAAAUGGGGAAGACGAUUCAGGAAGAUGUUCUGGAUGGAGGACCCAUCCAUGGCCAUAUGCAAGGAGAUAUCAGCAAAUGUCCAUACUAUGCCGCCAAAAUGGCUGCCAGUGGAGGUUCAGCAUAUGUUUAUCAGAUGGCUGCAGUACUCCUCAGAAACCCCACAGGGCAGGUGCUGGUAGCUGCAUGGAUCGCUGCUCUUGCCGGAUUGGUUGCUUGGUACCUCAUAUGAUUCCUUCAUGUCUGUGGAAUUGUAGAAGUGAAAUGUUUAUGCUGACAUUGGAGCACUUUCCCCUUACCAGUAUCCUAAUCAAUAGCCAAAUGCUAAAGCUAAUUGUCUCAGAUGAGAUGACCAUGAAGGAGGAACUUCCAUCAUCAACCUCAAAAGAGUAGGAUAACGGUUUGGGUCUAAUGGACACAUACACAUUCUUUACUUUCUUCUUCUUCUUCCUGGGAAACGAUGCGUCCCACUCGCCUUUCAGUUACUGAGUGAACGUGAAUGAACGAACGUGUAUACUUUAGAAAUAUUUUCACAUCAAGGAUCUGUGCUGCAAAGCGAAUUGCAUAUAGAGCCAGUUGAGCUCACAGGUUUACAUACGCCUGGCUGAACCUGCAAAAUGUUAAUCAUUUAAAAAGAAUAAGAGGGAUUAUAACAAGUUGUGGUGUUUUUGAGAGUUCUGCCCUGAUUAAGCUAUUUCACAACAAUAACUGUAAAUUAUUAUUUGUCUUCUGGGUAACAUGCUAAUAUCUUAUGAACCUUCUGAAGGGCAUUGCUAAAUGGGGGGUGGGGCUAAAAAAAAUCACCCUAUUCAAAAGUUUACACCCCUGGCUCUUAAUGUAUUGUGUCGCCUUCUUUAGCAUCAGUGAAUGUUUGCACCUUUUGUAAUAGUGUUUGAGUCACUCAGUUGUCCUCAGUGUGAAAACAUGGAACAUAGCAUCAUAUAAUCAUUGCUAGAAAAAGGCCAGAUAUGCAGAAGAUGCAGGAAAAGCAAAUAAUGUGCAGGACAUGGAGGGUAUUUCUGAAGGGAGAGGUUUAACUGCUAAGGACAAACGGGUCUCAUGAAGAACUCGCAAAACAAAAACAAUCACUGGUCACUGAAAAACACAAUGUUAAGAGUCAAGCAACCUUCUGAACUGGUUUAUUUUGUGUAUAUUCAGUUAUUAUUGUGUCUUUUGAAGCAUAUUUACUCAAAAUAUUAACAUUUUGCAGACUCUGGAAGGCGUAUGUAAACUAACCACCUUAACUGUAACUACUUUAUACUUACUACUAUUACAAUAGCUGCUUUGUGUUGUAUUAAAUUCAUUUCAGAAUAUUAAGUUCAUUUUUAAAGAACACAUUUAUGCCCUAGCCUAAACUUGUGGUUUUGUGGUCCUUGUUUCUGCAUGCCUGACUGUGAGCUUUGUGAGGUUGUAGAGUUCACGGUACUUAUAUUGAAAAAGCUUCAGAAACCGGCUCAUGAGUGCGGCUCUAUACCUUUCGCUGGUCGACCCCAUGACACAUGCUGUAAUCCUUCACUACUUCUAGGUAGCUAAAUAAAUAGUCUUGCCUGCUCUCAAGAUUAAACAUCACUGGUAAAGAUUACAUCAAGAUUGAUUUCAUUCUGGUAAAGCUCUGGAGGUGUUAGUCUGUCUUGCCUGUGUGCAUCCACACAAAGUGGGACCACACAAAACUAAUCAAAACCCCAGUAGUAGCUUUUUGUAGUUACACUGCAGCAUUGGAAUAUUAUCAGUGAAAUGUUCUAGACUCAGUCAUGUUGUAAAUUGCUGUACAUAUUUGUCAAGUGCUCUGCAGUGAAACACUCGUAUUAGCAGCCAGAAGAAUUGCAUGUAAAGCAUGAACCGGUGGUUUUGUACAAAAAAAAACCAGUAAAACGGUGUGGAAUCGCAUACACUGCACUCUCACCCCAAGCCAGCAAUGAUCAUCUACCCACAACUCCCUGCAGUUAUGUGUAAGGACCAAUCACAGAGAAUGGAUAGGAAGCACUUUCUAAAGUAAAUUUUGUUGAGUUGAGCUUGUCAUGAAAAAGAAUUGGUUAUAACAUUCAUAUAUAAUGUUAUAACAAAUAUCCUAAAAUGACUACAUUACUUAAUUCAUAUAUAUUCACCUACUUCAUAUCAGCAGCAGUGGUCUUCAGUCUUAUCCACAAAAAGCUGCAGGCUUUCAUUCCUGGGAGAACAUUUACACUUGAUAAUUUAAGUAAUAAUUUAAGACUGAGUAAACUGACUAAACAAGUGAACUCAGUGGCUCCUGCUUGGUUUAAAUGAAAGGUUGCAGCCGCACCGGUACUGAUUGUGGAUAAGAGCGAAGAUGUCUGAUCUAUAACCAUUACACAAGACUUUGCUCUGAGCUCCUACAUGGAGCCCCAUAGGAGGAGGACUGUGGCAUUAGGACAUCAUUUAGGACAGGGCCUACUCUACUCUAAUCUGAGAAUUAUUGUUUCGUCCAAAUCAGUUCUUGAUGCAGUAGGCAGUUGUGUUUAGACAGUUUAAUAUAUACUAGUGUCAUGAGAUAUGUUUUUGCAAAAUUCUAGUGCCACGCUGUUAUUGUGUUCAUGAAUAUGAAGUAAGUGUUAGAUAAUACAGCAUAUAUUACUUACCAAAAGCUAUUUAAAAUGGUGUUACUGACAGGGUGAUUGUUUUGUGUUUUUUUUCCUUCAACUAAAGACACGAAUAAAUAACAAGUCAGCCUGAGGUUGUCCUUAAUGUUGGAGAAGUUACUAACAUUUUUCAGCUGGCAGUAACAUUAGGCAUACACCAAUUCAGAAGCUUAGUAUUAAAAAAUGUAAGGAAAAGAAGCUUAAAUGCUCUCACAAAGCUCCUAGACAACAUUUGUGAAAGUGAAUAAUGUAGGCAAUAAUAAAAACUAAGGUCAGGUUGUAGCUGAGGAGUGUAUUAAUAGUAUAUUUGCACAAAGCAGUGUGCUGAUGGUUCGAGUACUGGUGCUGUUUCAGAUCACUUGGGCCCUAUUGAUUUAACACGGGUAUCUCUUAAUGUUCGAAAAGGGAUCCUGCACACAAACCGCCUCAUUUGCACACUCUCUUAUACUGUAUAUGCACAGGAAAUUAUUUCCUAGAUUUUAUCAUUUGGUCUCAUCUGAUUAAAAUAUUAGAGAGAAAUUUGCUUUUGCUAUAUUGGAGUGCAAUUUACAUACUGACAACAAAUUUUGUGUAAGCUUUCCUGGACCCAGAGAACACUGUCCUAUCAUUUAAGUGCUAUCUAUUAGAAUUUGGAUUUUUUUUUUUUUUAUAGCAGAGACUACACUGGAAUUCUAGUCAUGUUCACCGAAUUCAUUACAAUAGCAGGCUGCAUAUGCUGAAGUUCGAUUUUUCAGAAAAGGCUUUGCAAAGAAGCUGGUGUUAGAAGAAAUGCACAUAAAUGUUACAUAAAGGUUGAUGUGUAUUUUGACAAAUGCUGCUGACAAACAGAAAAUUAAACAGUGAUAAAGUUGAAUACACAGAGUUUGUAAAAGCAAAAUGAGAGUCCACAUCAAAUGGCUUUAUUCAUUCAUUCAGUUAUGUAUUGCAGCUUUAACUGGGGACUAUACUAUAGUGGAACAGCUUAACAGUACAAUUAGCUUAGGAUUAGUAACUGUUUUUGCUGAUAGCUCUGUCUGUCUGCACAUUAUGUAUCCUUUGUACCUUCCCACUAUGUGAUUAAUCUUGUAGACUAAUAAAGACUUUUCCAACACA
This is a messenger RNA of Hemibagrus wyckioides, 5056 nucleotides long. RefSeq names its product heme oxygenase 2b (gene hmox2b). The transcript has 6 exons. Gene Ontology annotation, biological process: response to oxidative stress; heme catabolic process; heme oxidation. Bases 643 to 1599 code for a protein of 318 amino acids. The record is from RefSeq and is a predicted model, not a curated record. NCBI's taxonomy places the organism in Eukaryota, Metazoa, Chordata, Actinopteri, Siluriformes, Bagridae. Gene Ontology annotation, molecular function: heme oxygenase (decyclizing) activity; heme binding.